Molecule: messenger RNA, 408 nt
Organism: Colletotrichum fioriniae
Lineage: Eukaryota; Fungi; Ascomycota; Sordariomycetes; Glomerellales; Glomerellaceae
Source: RefSeq, a predicted model, not a curated record
AUGGCAGAAGACCUCAUCAGACUCUGCCACACCAUCACAGUCAUCGCCCUCGUCCCACCAAUGCAAAUUCACCUCUUCGAAUCAACUUCAUCAAAACAAAUGGCACGCCAGAUGGGCAGACACAAUCUUGCCCUCUGCAUGGUCGCCAUGGACGAGAUGCGCAAGUCCUACAUCUCGGCGGAUGCGUCGUAUAAGCUCUUCGAGACGGCGAUGAACAAGGUAGAUAACGCGCCGCCCCACCAGCAGCAUCAGCCGUCUCCAGCUGCUGCUGCCUUGACGCCAGAUACGAGCGCGUUCGCGAGCUGGCCUGAUGGGUAUGGGCUGGGCACCGCGGGCAUCAUAUCGGAUAUGUGGAGUCCACUGCCGAAUGCAUACGCUGACAAUGCUUCGAUAUCGGGAACCCAGUGA